This is a messenger RNA of Trypanosoma brucei brucei TREU927, 981 nucleotides long. RefSeq lists its product as hypothetical. The transcript has a single exon. Bases 1 to 981 code for a protein of 326 amino acids. The record is from RefSeq and is a predicted model, not a curated record. Lineage: Eukaryota; Euglenozoa; Kinetoplastea; Trypanosomatida; Trypanosomatidae.
AUGAAGGGUGGUGGGGGCAUUGUUUGUUUUUCACAGGAGUGCCUGUACUUUCCUUCUCCUCUGACGGAUGCCAGUAUUGAGAAUAUUAUCGAGUUAAGUAGUCUACUUGUACGUACUGAGGACCCUUGUGAGAAUGUUGUGGCGUUCAAAGUUCUCAGUGCUGUACGCAAUCGCUAUGGUGUUCAACCAUCUGUUGGACUGAUAUUUGCUGGUGAAUGUGUGAGGGUGAAGUUUAUGCUUGACAUCCGUAGGCUCCGUCGUCUCGCAGCGAGGCGUGGUGGCGUGGAGGAAGGAGCUGUGGAGUUGCCAGACGCUGGCACAAGGGAUGAGGUGUUCGUGGAUAUAUGUGUGGUGCCGAGGGAAGUUAUGGCACCGUAUGAGUCUGUGAGUGGUUUCUUUGGAGGUGACUGUAGUAGCAAGGGCCCUAGCGGUCCGGACGUCGCUGCUGCAUUUUGGAAGCAACGUGGACGUGUGCAGGCGAGGGAGCGGAAUGCUGUUCGGUGUGCACUUCGCUGUAUUUAUGGGGAGUUGGGUGUUCCGGAUAGCCUUGUGAUGAAGCGAAGUCAUGGAAAGGUGGAAGGACUUGUGGAAGGUUGUGAGACUGCGGCUGUGGAGAAAGCUCCGGCAGCACAGCCACAGUUAGGUUCAGCUGUAAGGAAUGCUGGAGGAGAGGUGUCUCCACCUUCGACAGCGUUGAGGAGCCGUCACUCCCCAAAGGGUGCUGGGGAUCAGACUGCUGCUUCGGCUUCUCCAUUGGUUUAUUCUCCUGUUAACUGUGCUUCAGGUACUGUUCCUAGCGGUCGGUGCAGUAAUGGGUAUGAAGCAGCUGUCGGCGAGGCAAGCAGAAUGACGAAUGUUAUUGCACCUGAUUCUGGGAGGGAGAUGUACUCACUAUUGAGUGUGUUCCUUCUGUACAAGGUGCCGUUUCCUGUUUGUUGUAUCCUGUUAUUCUUGUCGUUUCUGUGUGGUAUAAUUGAGUAG